AUUGAGAUGGCGGAUGGAUUGAUGAUGAUGAUGUUGAUGAUGAUGAUGAUGCUGCCACGCGGAUUCAACAACGUCCAGAGUAAAGCCCUGACGCAUCGGCAUGAGCAUUGAACCCUGAUAGAAGAGGAGCAGGAGAAUGAGACAGCGCUAUGCAGAUAAACAAUGGCAGCAGGGGCAUCGGAUGGUGAUUUAUGGGGCGGUCUUCCUCAUCAUGACCCUCCUCAUCCUCUACAGCUCCAACAGCUCAGCUGAUCUUUACAGGCCCUUUAAAGUCAACGAGUUACACCACGCCAUCAAACACACCAACCUCAAGAAAUGGGCCGGAAAGGAGGGAUACAUUCCUGUUUACGGCAACAAGAGCAUGAAGCUGCACUGCCAUCAGUGUGCGUUAGUGACAAGCUCCAGUCAUGUGUUGGGGACUCACGCCGGAGACGAGAUCGACCGCACAGAGUGCAUCAUCCGCAUGAACGACGCCCCAACCUCUGGCUACGAAUCAGACGUGGGGAACCGGACCAGCGUGCGCGUCGUGGCUCAUUCCAGCGUCUUCCGUGUGGUUCGCAAACCUGCCGAGUUCCUCAAUCGCUCAGAGAGCCCUGCCAUCAUAUUCUGGGGCCCGUCAACGAAGAUCGGCCGCGAGGCGAAGGGAACGCUGUACCGUCUGAUCCAGAGAGUCAGCAUGACCUACAGUAACCUGUCCUUCUUCCUCAUCUCUCCCAGCAAAAUGCAGAGGUUCGACACACUCUUUCAGAAAGAGACCGGCCGAGACAGAAAAAAGUCUCAGUCCUGGUUAAGCACAGGCUGGUUUACCAUGGUCAUAGCCAUAGAGAUGUGUGACAACAUAAAGGUUUAUGGGAUGGUGCCGCCAAACCAUUGUGGGAAGCGUCCUCAGCCCAAACGGAUGCCCUAUCACUAUUACAAACCCAGAGGUCAGGAUGAGUGUGUGAUGUACCUCCAGAACGAGAGGGGGCGCCGCGGAUCACACCACCGCUUCAUCACUGAGAAACAGGUGUUUGCACACUGGGCCAAGCAGUACAACAUCAGCUACAGCCACCCGACCUGGUGAGAAACACGUCCCACAUGCUGGCUUUCUGUACCUCUGUGGCCUUCUGAUCCAAGAUGGCUACCAUUUCAAAUCGCCUGCUGGUUUCUCUUUGAUCUGGAUCAGUGGCUGAGCCAAAAUGGAGGCCAUGCAGGGAUCCAGGAAGUGGACAAUCUUAGUUUUCCUUAGGAAUAGGAACAGAUGAUGGAACGUUUAUUGUCAUAAGCAUGACAGUUACGUACUACUGCCAUGAAGUUUUCCUAAGCCUUCUCUUACACAGUUUUUCACCCACAAUCGGUCAUUUCUCAGACAAUGCAGGCCUUUUGGUUGGAGAAUGAAACAGAAAUCCUUUAUGUCAGUUGCCAAAUAGGAGAUUCAUUCACAUCUUGUGGUACAAUCAACACAUCUGAAUGUUAGUCAUGUGAAACUACCAGGGAAUAGGAACGAGAAUUUAACAACUUUACAAGAUUAAGAGUAUAUUUUAUUGUGUAAAUAAGAAUGUCAAUUGUUAUUCCAAAAAAAAAAAAAAAAACAUUUGUACAAGUUUAUAUGGUUUUAAAAUGCCCUAAAAAACACAAUAUUACAAGAAAAUACAAAAAAUUCAAAUAAAAAAAAUAAA
This is a messenger RNA of Carassius carassius (crucian carp), 1658 nucleotides long. It is a transcript of the gene st6galnac6, whose product is annotated as ST6 (alpha-N-acetyl-neuraminyl-2,3-beta-galactosyl-1,3)-N-acetylgalactosaminide alpha-2,6-sialyltransferase 6. Gene Ontology annotation, biological process: oligosaccharide metabolic process; ganglioside biosynthetic process. The coding region runs from base 137 to 1063 and encodes 308 amino acids. Gene Ontology annotation, molecular function: alpha-N-acetylgalactosaminide alpha-2,6-sialyltransferase activity. Lineage: Eukaryota; Metazoa; Chordata; Actinopteri; Cypriniformes; Cyprinidae. The record is from RefSeq and is a predicted model, not a curated record. The transcript is spliced from 6 exons.